AUGCCAGAACAAUCGGUGGCUACCCGCGUCGUGGUCAGUCUGGUGAGAGACAAAAUCACCGGCGAGGACGAAAAUGGACCACCAGACCUGUCAACCACUUUGACAACCACAAUGUCGACCUUCUUGUCGCAGCAAUCAAUAAUCGCUAAAGCUGAACCAUCCGUCCGCUCUCGACCGGUGACAUCGCGCACCAUCACGGCACCCCCUGCAACUACGGCAAGCGCUCCAGUGGCAGCGAAGAAACCGCCAGCUUCAGACAAAGCGGGAAGCGAAACAGGCAUAACGUCGACCGUACUGACAAUAUGUCCUCUGACUGCGAAGAUUUCUCUCGCUUCUAUCAGCGAGAGUAAAUUGAAAAUACUCAGGCCAGAUCAUGCGCCUUGUAUUGUCCCUUGCAAAGAUCCGUAA
Molecule: messenger RNA, 408 nt
Organism: Exophiala oligosperma
Lineage: Eukaryota; Fungi; Ascomycota; Eurotiomycetes; Chaetothyriales; Herpotrichiellaceae
Exons: 1
Coding region: 1-408 (135 amino acids)
Source: RefSeq, a predicted model, not a curated record